Molecule: messenger RNA, 915 nt
Organism: Closterium sp. Naga37s-1
Lineage: Eukaryota; Viridiplantae; Streptophyta; Zygnematophyceae; Desmidiales; Closteriaceae
Source: the annotation of a GenBank genome assembly
AUGAGAAAAACGUGGAUCACAUGGGGUGCAGGAGAUCUAUGCGGUGGAAAGGGGUGGAGAGGGGUGGAGUGGGCCGGGGGCGGAUGGCGGCAUGGGCAUGAACCAAACUUCAGGGAGCUGGGCGUGCUGUGGGCCGUGCCCAACCCAAAGGACCCUCGUCGCCCCACAGUGCAUCGCCUGCACCUUGUGGCGCGCAGCGGCAAGCUGCACCCCAAGCGCCGCCAGUCCGCCCCUCCUGCUGCCAGUAAGGGCAAGAAAGGCAGCGACGCCGCUGUGAACGGCACAGCGGAGCCGUUUCUGCUACGCGUGGCGUAUAACAACAAGCAGCUGCCCGUGCCAUUUGUGAUGGGGGAGGUGGUGGAGGGAGCGGGAGGGAGUGUGCUGGCGACAAACGGCAGUGGGUAUAGUGCGGGGGUGAGCAGUAGUAGUGGGUGGAUGGCUGAUGUGGGGGGGAGGGUGGAGGAUGGGAGAGGGAUCGGCAGCUGCGACGGCAAUGGGGAUAGGGAUGGGUGCAGUGGGUUUACUCUGCGGUUGGAGGAGGUGGAGAAAUUCGGGCAGUUUGCUGUGGAGCGGUACGAGCUGGCGGUUGCUGACGUGGCGAGGAUGAUCAUACGCGCACGCGUGGCACACCCGAUGCUGCAGACGCCAACAGACUCGCAGGCACAUUUCAGCGUUGAGUUUCUACUGGUGGAUGCUAGUCCAGGCAUGCAUGGGGUGCUGGGGCAAACUUACCAGCAGACGCGAGAGCGAGCGGCAAAGGUGGCAGAGGUGGUUGAGAGAGCAAGGCGGACUGGGCUUCCGGAGAUGACUGAUGAGGAGGCUGGGAAGGGGUUUUUGGAUGGGGAGGUGGAGGACUAUGAGUCGAGCCACAUCGGGGCGCCCAAUUGUAAAUUCACGCGGUUCGGCAAGAAGUGA